Molecule: messenger RNA, 878 nt
Organism: Quercus robur (English oak)
Lineage: Eukaryota; Viridiplantae; Streptophyta; Magnoliopsida; Fagales; Fagaceae
Product: signal peptidase complex subunit 3B-like
Exons: 6
Coding region: 211-714 (167 amino acids)
Biological process (GO): protein targeting to ER
Cellular component (GO): signal peptidase complex; membrane
Source: RefSeq, a predicted model, not a curated record
UGCAUUGACACAAAACAAAAAGAAACAACAACUCCUCCCCAUUUCUCUCCUUCUCUCUGAAAAUAUUACAACUUUCAAUUUUUUUAGCUGAAAAGAAUUACACAACUUGUUACAAUUACAACAACCACAUAAGAGUCAAACAAAGCAAAAAGGGUUUUUACAAAGCCAAAAACCCUCUCAAGAAACCACCAAGAACACACAAGACCAAAUAUGCAUUCAUUUGGGUACAGAGCCAAUGCUUUGCUAACCUUUGCAGUGACCAUCCUAGCUCUCAUGUGUGCCAUGGCCUCUUUCUCUGACAACCUCAACCACCCAUCUCCCUCUUCCAGUGUUCAGGUGUUGAACGUUAAUUGGUUCCAGAAGCAACCAAAUGGGAAUGACGAGGUUAGCUUGACAUUGAAUAUAUCAGCAGACUUACAGUCAUUGUUUACAUGGAAUACGAAGCAGGUUUUCGUAUUUCUAGCUGCCGAGUAUGAAACCCCAAAGAAUUCCUUAAAUCAGAUUUCACUUUGGGAUGGCAUUAUAGCUUCUAAAGAGCAUGCAAAGUUUUGGACACAUACCUCUAACAAGUAUCGUUUUAUUGAUCAGGGAAGCAACCUUCGUGGUAAAGAGUUUAACUUGACAUUGCAUUGGCAUGUCAUGCCCAAGACUGGCAAGAUGUUUGCGGACAAACUAGUCAUGUCCGGAUACCGCUUGCCGAAGGAAUAUAGAUGAGAUUUCUUGUGUAUGUUGUUGCUGUAACUUCAGCCUUUUUUUAUAUGGGGAUACAAAAGGUCAGCUGAAUUAGGUCAUAAACAGGCAAAGUUACAUGUUUUAGAGACAGAAAAUGAAUAUUGCUUGCAAUUUUUGACCCACAAAGUAUCGUUGCCAGUUUUUCA